Molecule: messenger RNA, 6346 nt
Organism: Labeo rohita (rohu)
Lineage: Eukaryota; Metazoa; Chordata; Actinopteri; Cypriniformes; Cyprinidae
Product: protein phosphatase 1H
Exons: 10
Coding region: 365-1927 (520 amino acids)
Biological process (GO): protein dephosphorylation
Molecular function (GO): protein serine/threonine phosphatase activity
Source: RefSeq, a predicted model, not a curated record
CUGGUGCAGCCAAACCAUUCAUCUUUUACUGCAUGAAUAUAUAUGUAGCGAGAGUUAACAAUACAUCAGUUUAUGGCAACAUGCUUUUGUAAGCUGCUAAACCUGACGCGAGUGAUAACUGUAUUGAUCACCAGUUCCUGCGCAAAGACCCACGCAAGCUGUCAUCGUAUAAGCCGCUCAGAAAACAGAUCCAUGAGAUCACAUGAGCUUUAAUCGUUGGACUAUUUCCGCGUUGGUUCAGACACACAAUGGAGGAGCUGUGAAGCGAGCACGAUUCAUUUUUUAACGUGUCGCAGGGCUGUGGAUCGAGCUGGGGGGAACAUCGGGCAGAAGGAGACGCACGGACACACGGCGCUCCGCAGUCAUGCUCACUCGCGUCAAAUCCGCCGUGGCCAGCUUCAUGGGUGGAAUCAUGGCCGGUUCGUCUAAUAAUAAUAAUGAACGAUCGGGUGGCCCGGACCUGCCACUUAAAUACCCUUACAUGAGACCCAAGUUUCUGGGAUUGUCCGCAGAUGAAAUAGAGUGCUCGGCGGAUCACAUCGCCAGACCUAUCCUGAUCCUGAAAGAGACUCGCAGGUUGCCGUGGGCGACGGGAUACGCCGAGGUGAUAAAUGCAGGCAAGAGUGCUCUGAAUGAGGACCAGGCAUGCUGUGAGGUUGUACUGGUUAAGAAGAGACCUAUAGGAUCCUUGACACCCAGAAAGCUGGCUACAAGUAGAAGGAGGUCGUCUCUUCCCAAUAGUGAUGGCAUGGGCACGUUCGAAAGUAAUGAUUGUGUAUGUCCACAAGACUCAGAAGGACUGGUCUUCCAUUACUGGGCUCUGUUUGAUGGUCAUGCUGGCUCAGGAGCGGCAGUGGUGGCUUCCAGACUGCUACACCAACACAUUGUGGAGCAGCUCCAAGGUGUUCUGGAGAUCCUGACUAACUUGGCGUCUCUUCCCCCAACUGUACUGGGUGAAGAACCCAACCACCACCCAUCCCCAGGCACACAACGGGCCCUCACCCGGGCUGCCUCUCUACGUGGUGCCACUGGUGCUCCUGGCUCCCCCUGCACCCCUCCAACACGGUUCUUUGUGGAGAAGAAGAUCCAACAUGAAAGCCUUGUGAUUGGUGCUUUGGAGAAUGCCUUCAAGGAAAUGGAUGCCCAAAUUGAGAAGGAAAAAGCUAUAUACAAUAUCUCUGGUGGCUGUACAGUGCUUGUAGUGGUCUUCCUGCUGGGAAAGCUGUAUGUUGCUAAUGCUGGGGACAGCAGAGCCAUUAUAAUUAGAAAUGGAGAGAUAAUUCCUGUGUCCACAGAGUUUACUCCUGAGUCAGAGCGACAAAGACUUCAGUUCCUUGGUUUCAUGCAGCCCCAUCUGUUAGGAGGAGAGUUCACACACUUGGAGUUCCCCAGAAGGGUGCAAAGAAAGGAAGUGGGCAAGAAGAUGUUGUACCGGGACUUCACCAUGACUGGCUGGGCUUAUAAAACCAUUGAAGAUGAGGACCUCAGAUUUCCUCUGAUAUAUGGAGAAGGAAAAAAGGCGCGAGUGAUGGCCACCAUAGGAGUGACACGUGGUUUAGGAGACCAUGACCUCAAAGUCCAUGACUCCAACAUCUGUAUUAAACCCUUUCUGUCCUGCUUUCCAGAGGUAAAAGUAUAUAACCUGACUCAAUAUGAGCACGGAGCGGAUGAUGUGUUGGUGAUGGGAACUGAUGGCCUGUGGGAUGUCCUUUCCAAUGAGGAAGUAGCAGAGACUGUCACCUCAUUCCUGGUCAACUGUGAUCCUGAUGACCUUCACAGGUACACAAUGGCAGCCCAAGACCUGGUAAUGCGAGCCAGAGGAGUUCUCAGGGACCAGGGCUGGCGAAUCAGCAAUGAUCGGCUUGGCUCCGGGGAUGACAUCUCUGUUUAUAUAAUUCCUCUAAUGUAUGGUAAUCGUCAGCUGUAGUGUAGGGUACUAUUUUAUGUUUAAAUUUCCUUCCUCACCUCACUUUUUGGAUCAGCAUAAUGAUCAGUCUAAUAUGAGCAGUCAUCCUCUGUUGUAACAACCAUCACAACAAUUGAACAUUUUUAGAUGUUUUGUUUGUUUGUUUGUUUUUAUCCAUUUUGUUGUCACUUCUGAGGAACUAUAAAGCACCACUGUGAACAUGUUUGCGGUAGGUGGUGUGGGAAGAAGUUAUAUAUAGGCAGCGGUUAUUUGCACCAAGUCUAAAUAGCGACUGAGGCUAUUUACACUAAGUGCAAAUAGCAACAGAUGCUAUUUACACUCAGUAAAAAUAGCAUAUUUUCUUAGUGAUAGAUGCUAUUUACGCUAAGUGCAAACAGCAGUGGGGUUUAUUUACACCAAGUGCAAAUAGCUAUAGAUUCUAUUUACACUAUGUUAAAACAGCAGGAUUUUCUGAUAUAUGUAGGUUUGAGUGGGGGAAAAUGCCCCCAUGGGGUAAAACGCCCCCUACUGUUUUUCCCAAAAUAUCCACAAGAUAAAGUCAAGAUAAAUGUUUAUUGUAACUAUGGACUACCUUGGUAAGAGUGGUGCAGAAGUAUUCAACAUGAAGCUUACACUGGUAAUGUACCUGAGAGAAAACAGAUUUCAUAGUAAAUUAUAUAAAUUUUAGCUGUAAGAAAAAUGUGUUUUAAAGCUUGUUGUUUUGUAGAACAUCACAGUUAAAAAUGACAUGAGAACAAUAGGGCCUGUAGAUAGGGACUACAUGUUAUUUAAUAAAAAUAUAUUUUCAGAAUGACAUAAUUUUUUUUUCUCAAGCAUAGUCAGUGGGUUAAAACGCAAUGGGCUAACAUUUUUUUUCAAAUAGGCUAUUAUAAUUUUGUAAUUAAUGAUAAUUGAUUGUAUUCUUUUUAAUUUCAAGCCAAAAUUGCCUGUACUCUGAAUUUGCAGUAAAUGUUUAAAGUAAAUUCUAUGUCAGACUGGGGGGCAUUUUAUCCCACCCAUGGGAGUAUUUUACCCCACCUGUAGGGCAAAAUGCCCCAUUGGUACAAAUUUAAUUUUUGUUAAAUCUAAUAACAUGAAAACUCUGGACAUUUUUCAUACUUGAAUUAAAAUUUAUGUUAUUGUCACUAAAACUAUGAUAACAUUUCAAAACACAUUUAACUUUUCUUACAUAGAAAAAAAUUAAACCACUCUACCCUAAUACUUAUUCCAAAUAAAAAUCUGUGCCUCAGUAUUGUAGUACAUUAUAAAACAGUAUACAAUAACAUAUUGAGUGUAAAUUAUAGUUUUAUUAUAUAAUCAUAAUUCAAAUUAUUAAAUGAAUGCCACCUUAUUGGGAUAAUAAAGCCCACUCUACACCUACCCUAACCCUAACCCUUUUCAAUUAUUUCCUUCAUUUUUAUUGAAAAUAAAUGCCUUUCUGACAUGAUAAGAGAUUUAAAAAGAGAGGGAAAAAAAGGUCACCAAUAGGUGGAUGCAAACCCAGGUUAAUCGGGUCAAAAAGACCAAAAAGACUAUAGUACACGCUUUACCAACUACGUCACUGAAGUUGUUAUUUAGCAAGCAUCUUUUGUAAUGUUGACUAUCCCAAUCACAUGUUCGUGGGCAGAGUUAGUGUAAAUAGCCUCUGCCAACAAAGAGAGCUAUUUGCACUUAGUGUAAGUAGACACUCCGUUAUAAGCAAGUCCUUUAGUUUUAAUGUGGUUAUUUAAAUAGUCUGUUAAUACUUAUGUUGUAUUUAUGUUUGCUCUAAGAAUCAAGCUCUCUUUUCCUCUCCCGAAUUCCCCCAUAACAUUGUUGUUAAACAUUCACCAUAAAUACUACAUUACAGUAAUUGCAGGUGACAUUUUAUUUUUUGUGAGUACCUCAUUCAGGCUAAAAUCUGCACGGGCACAAGACCAUAAUUCCAUAAAAGAAUCAUAAUUUCCACAAUCGUAAUUCCAUAAUCAUAAUUAUACAUUAAUUGUAUUAUAAUUCUCAGGGACCAGGGCUGGGGAAUCAACAAUGAUGGGCAUGACAUAUAGUACUUACAUGUUUAAAUAGGCGGAGCAAGAUACUGCAUCACACUGUGACUGGGUUUACAGGGUCAAUACAACUGACAGAAUCCCAUAGUAUUAAAAGUUAAUUCAAACACUGAAUCCUUGCCCUUAAAAACUGAAUAGAAAAAUAUCACACAAUAUCUGCAUGUUGACAUCUGCUAAAUCCAAGGUACCAUUAACCAAAAUACCCUAUAGAUUGAUUGAAAAGUAAGUAAGUAACUAUUUAGAAUUAUUAUUAGGUAAAUUAAAUUUUUGUUUUAACAACUGAAAUAAUUUUAGAGUGCCACUGUCAAAUAACUGGUCCAACUCCAAGAUUCCCCUCAGUUCCCCUUAGCAAAAGCCAAUGUUCUGAAUAGCAGAGGGUAGGUCAGGGUUGAAUGAAAUACAAAUACAAGAUUUAAGGAUAAAAUAUAUGGAACAUUCAAAUACUUCAAAACAUCUUUCCAUACUAGGAGCAUGUUUGAUACUAACUUGCAGUAGGAAUGUUCUUAAAUGCCAAGUGAGGAAAAAAUAACUGACAAUAUAAUGUUAAUUAAUUUAGUUAGACAUACUGUAGCUGUCUUCCUAAACACUUCAUCAGUGUAUGUUGUUUUAUUUUUUGUUUGUACAUGUAUAAUUUCCUAAAUCUUUAUAAUAUAUCUUUUUUUUUUAUUAUUGUUAUUUUUAGUAAGGAACCGUAUUUGUUUUGCUAUUCUAAAUGUACAAUUAUAGUUUUAUGUAGUUUCUUUCUUUUCACCACUUGAUGCCAAUGCUAUUCUCUAACAAAAAAGUAUCAAAACUUUGUUUGGACAUGUUACCAUAUUAAUACCAUCUUUUUUGGGUAUUAUGUACCAUGGUAAUACCAUUGCAUUUUUUAAAAUUUACAUUUAUACAUUGUUUUAUCUAAAGCCACUUAUGUUGCUUUAAAGUAGGUAUAUAUAUAUUUUUUUUACUUCUUUCUUUGGGUACCAAACCCAAGACCCUAGCAUUCCUAACUACUAUGUACUUACAUUUAAAUUAAUCAGUUGAUACAAUGCACUUACAUGCGUACAUACAUGUUUUUACAUUGUACUUAUAUUUUAAAAAUUACCUGCGUGCGAUUACAUCUGUAAUUAAUUUCUGUAAUUACAUUCACACUGUUUACCCAUCCUUUACACUUUAACCCACACUUAAACAUACCCAUACCACCAAACCUGUCCCUAACCUUAUCACUCCUCAAUGAAAGCAAAAGUGUUUUGCAAUACAAUAUGAACACAAUAAUUACACUGUCCUUGGUUUUUUUUGUAACUAUAUAGUAGUUAAGGCCACCUAACAUAGUGGAACCCAAUCAAAAAAUACUUUUAUUUCAAAUUAUGAAUGAUUAUUGAUGUAAUUAAAGUUAAAGAUCUACAUCAAAACCAAAUUCAUUAUAAAUGUCAUAAUGCAGCAAAAAUCAUAGUAUUAUAGUGAGAUUAAAAAUUGUGUUUGUUUUUAUUUUCACUAUUGUUUUCAGUCUGAUAUCACAAUCACAUUAAUGUCAUAAUAAUAUUGUUAGUGGUAUCUUACUGUGAAAAGUUCAUUACUAUUGUAAAGAAAAGUCAGAGGGAUCAAAAUACUUUUAUACAUUCAAAAUAAAGUGUACACUGUAAAAAAAAAAGUAAUUUUACGGAAAAUAACUGAUUUUUUCAGGUUGUUUUCUUUUAUUUUGAAUUGCAGUCAAAACUCUGUAAAAUGAUCUCUAAAUUGAAAACUUGGCUGUUAUUUUAAGUAUUAUGACAUUAAUUACAAAUUACAGUAAUUUAAGUAUUAUGACAUUAGUUACAAAUUACAGUAAUUCACAUUUUUUAUACUGAAAAACUGCUGUUUUUAUACAGUAUGUUUUCUGUUUUCUUAAAUUACAAACAAAUAAUGUAAAAUUACAAAAAAAUAUGUAAUUAAUACAAUAACAAAUCCAUUAGAUGAUAAAACGGUCAAAUGACUGGCAGUAAAGUAAAAUCUCCUUAUUUAAAUAAGUUGACAAACACUGUUAUUUUACAGGUAUUUCCUGAAUUUAAUGAUCAAGCACCUUGACUGUAGAACAAAAGGCAAAAAACGGUCAAAUGACUGGCAGCACAGGGUGCCAAACAAAAACCUUAAAAUUAAAGUCAAAUCUCUUUAUAUAAAUAAGCUAACAACACUGUUAAUUUACAGGCAUUCCCUAAAUUAUUACAAACAAACACCUUCACUGUAAAAUUAACUUAUUAAUUAAUUAAUUACUUAAAUGUCACAUGACUGACAGCAACAGAACAUGAAACACUAACAGAUCUCAGCAUCUAGUCUGACUUUAUUUCUUUCAUACAAAACUUCUUAUUGAGAAUUAACAGAUGUUUAUAUGUUAAUGUUUUUAUUGAAAAUAAUAAAGUUUGAAGUCACCAUUGUGGAGAUA